GCCUCGUCUCGAUCUUGGAGCAAAACGUGUUCAACUUCGACAACUCAGAACCAACAAAGGAACACGACCAUUUCGGCUUGAUAUACGCCAUAAUGGCGAUCCCAUGGGACUCUCUCCGGUCUCUCCUCAUAUUCUUUGGCCCUAUACUUUUACCAAAGGCCAUAUCAUACUAUAGAUCCGUCAAAGCCUCUUCGCAAGCCCGACAUGCGCCUAUAGUUCCCGUACCGCCCAAAGUCCGCGUUGCGCUCGCCCUCCUCGCCUUCUUAAUCAUCAGCUACAUCCUCAAGACAUUACCACCGUUCGCACCCGAGAACGUGUUCCUUGCGACCCAGAGUCGCCUGCAGAUCCCAGUCGAUGUUCUUUUCAACCGUGUUGCAGUCGGAAGACCUGACAAUGUUCUUACGAAGCAAGACGAAGCGCUGAGGGGCAGAUUUGUCAACUUGGAGAGUCGGCUGCUAUAUUUGCAAUUUGGGCCUGAAGUGCUCGCGAACUGCCCGUUCUGCACUUCGGAAGAGCCAAAGACAUUCUUCUAUUAUGCUCUACCACAACUACUGUGGCCUCAUAUCGCGAACCUCUUCGCCAUUGCUUUCGUUACGAGUCCGACUUUCACAGGGCGAGCUGGUUCCCAAUGGCGACCAAAGGCUACAAUGGCUGCUAUGACUAUUGCCGCUCUCGAUAUCUACUUUGUCAACUCUUAUAACUAUCAAGCCAACGCACGUGCUCUGCGUCUGUCAGAAGUUGACUUCUUUUACUGGACUGCUAGAGUUGCGCGCCUCGUCACCCUCGCAGCUUUCGAUGCAGCUCUGGGCUGGCUUCUAUAUCUAUCUGCUACAAACCGCGCCUUCGUCGAGCCUCCAUCGCCCGUGGAGCGCAUCGAGGCAACUUCCCGUGCUCUCCUUAUCGUGAAGAGCAAGCUUAGUGCUCUCGGCAUUGUCAAGAACACUGCGCUGCGCGAUGAAGAUCUUCGAUCACGAAGCCAUGCCUACUGGAGCCACGAAGUGCGCCUCAUGGGCGAGGUCAUGGAGGAAAGGGAGGUUGUAGAGGGAGUCAACGAUGCAUUGACUAAUCGCAUUGAUGUGGCGACCAUAACGAGGGACGCUGAAGGAUAUGCACAAAAUGUAUUGCACUCCUUGCGUGGAGAAACGGCAGACGACGAUAGUAUCUAA
Molecule: messenger RNA, 1166 nt
Organism: Fusarium oxysporum Fo47
Lineage: Eukaryota; Fungi; Ascomycota; Sordariomycetes; Hypocreales; Nectriaceae
Exons: 2
Coding region: 93-1166 (357 amino acids)
Source: RefSeq, a predicted model, not a curated record